This is a messenger RNA of Botrytis sinoallii, 1033 nucleotides long. RefSeq lists its product as uncharacterized. The record is from RefSeq and is a predicted model, not a curated record. The transcript has 5 exons. Lineage: Eukaryota; Fungi; Ascomycota; Leotiomycetes; Helotiales; Sclerotiniaceae. The coding region runs from base 1 to 792 and encodes 263 amino acids.
AUGAAGAUUGAAGGUAGAACAUUCAUUGUAUCAGGCGGAGCUUCAGGCUUAGGCCGAGCAUGUGUUGUUGAUAUCUGCCAAGCUGGAGGAUAUGCAGCUGUUCUAGAUAUGAAUGAAGAGUUGGCUGAAGAGUUGGUUAAAGAAGUAGGAGGUGGAAAGAUUAAAUUCUUUCGAACAGAUGUAUUAGAAACAGAUAGUAUCACCAAUGCUGUUAAGGGUGCCUUGGAAUGGGUGAAAGAAACUGGAAAGGAGGUUGGUGGAGUUAUCGCAGCUGCUGGUGUAGCUACUCCUGCUAAGAUCCUCGAUCGCGACCUCAAUCCUUUCUCUCUCUCCGAUUUUGACUUCGUAAUGAACGUCAACGUCCGCGGUACUAUCGAUUUGAUACGUCAAUGUCUUCCCCACAUGGCUCGUUCCACCCCUAUGAAUGAAGAUGGUGAGCGUGGUGUUAUCAUUAUGGUUGCUUCAUCUGCUGCCUUUGAUGGCCAGCCUGGUCAAGUCGCCUACUCUGCUUCAAAGGGCGCGAUAGUCUCCUUAACCCUUCCCUUAACCCGUGAUGUCGCAAAACAUGGUAUUCGCGUCGUAACCAUAGCACCCAGUCUUUUUGAUUCAAGAAUGACGGCUAUGAUGAGUGAUAAAGUGCGAGCGAGUCUGACUAGAGUUAUGGAGUUUCCACUACGACCGGGCAAACCCCACGAGUUUGCACAACUGGUAAGACAAAGUAUUGAGAAUGUGAUGUUGAACGGAGUAGUUUUGAGAUUGGAUGGAGGAAUGAGGAUGCCGAGUAAGAUGUGAGGUUUGGGUGCACUUUUGUGUGGUUUCUGAGUUUAUAUCAUGGGUCUGGAUUUGAAAGUUUGACAGAAAGUCGCAAAGGUAUUAUUUUGACGGAUUAUGAUUUGUAGUACGUAGUAAUUGUAUAUUGUAUUGCAUUUAUCAAAAAUACCUGUGAAGAUUAAAGUAUAAGAGUGUUUGUAUGGCCAAUACCUCAAAAGUUAAGAAUAAAAUAUACAAUUACCAUAUGGAGAUUGCAGUAUAU